AUGAGCAACCAGGAUUACUAUCAAAAUCAAAACAACAGCUAUUACGCUCCCCAGGGAGGGUAUGAGCCUCCCAGCCAUCCGCCGCCCGGACAUUCACCAGCUGGCCAGAGCAGUUAUAAUCCAUAUCCGGACCAACGGCAACAGUAUCAGCCAUACCAAGCAUAUGGUCAAAGUGGCCACAGUUCAGAUCAACCACAACACCAUCCGUCCUAUCAAUCACACGGACAAUAUGCCCAGAACAAUCAACAGGCCUACCCAGCAAGCCCUCAGCAGCCUGUCUACGCUUCACAGUCGCAUGGUGUGGGCCAUUCAGAGCCCCCUCCUCCGUACGGAUACCCUCCCCAGCAGCAUGGAGCCAGCGGCUACAACGACCCCGAAGGUGAACGAGGCGUAUUGGGCGCUCUAGCUGGCGGUGCUGCCGGUGGCUUCGGGGGCUACAAAGUCGGCGGCAAAGUCACCGGCCACAGCAAGACCACCGCUGUACUAGGCGCCCUCGCCGGCGCGUAUGCAGGACACAAGAUCCAGGAUACAGUGUCCGGUAAAAGCGAUGAUGAGAAAAAGAAGAAGGAGGACAAGAAGGAAAAGAAAAAGAAGGAGCGAUCAAGAAGCCGUAGCCGUUCCCGCGAGUUCAGGGGCAACUUCAGUGGCUCGUCCGAGGACAUCUAUCUUGAACACGACUCGCACACCCUGGUGGCUCGAUGCUGGCCAGUUGAUGGUGACUUGAGGAGCAGUAGUAUCGACCUGAACCGAUACCUCGAGAAUAGUUGGGGUAAUUUCCGUUGGGUGGAUGGAUCUAAUGAGACGGGUAAUUUUAUUGCUUCGGCACGCAAGGUGCGCCUUCGCGACAACGGGAAGAGGCUCGAAGCCGAGCUGGGCUGCGGUAAUGGAGAAUGGGCUACAAGUUCUAUCAAUCUGGAUGAAAGGAUCGGGAAUGAAAACGGAUCGUUGCGCUUUGUGUGA
Messenger RNA from Clonostachys byssicola, 960 nucleotides. Lineage: Eukaryota; Fungi; Ascomycota; Sordariomycetes; Hypocreales; Bionectriaceae. The record is from the annotation of a GenBank genome assembly.